Molecule: messenger RNA, 2180 nt
Organism: Musa acuminata subsp. malaccensis (wild Malaysian banana)
Lineage: Eukaryota; Viridiplantae; Streptophyta; Magnoliopsida; Zingiberales; Musaceae
Biological process (GO): DNA-templated transcription
Cellular component (GO): nucleus
Molecular function (GO): transcription corepressor activity
Source: RefSeq, a predicted model, not a curated record
GGGAAGUCGCCGUCGUCUUCCCCUUCACACCCACUCCACUGGUCGGAGUCGCCGCAAUGGGCCGCGACGACGACAGGGGCGCUGCUUCCGAGGUCCUCGCCGAGUUUCGUGCCCUGGUGGAUGGCGCCGACCGGAAGUUCGCCCUCGUUCGUGACCUGCCGCCCGGUGCUCGCGGCCCGCUCCAACUCCUCUACUUCCGCAAGGCAUUCAAGGCCUACACCCGGCUGUGGCAGCUCCAGCAGCGGCGUCGGAGCGAACUCGUCUCUGAAGGCCUCUGCCGUUGGGAAAUUGGCGAGGUCGCCUCCCGGAUCGGGCAGCUCUUCUACGGACAGUACCAGCGGACAAGCGAGGUCCGCUUCCUGCUUGAAGCCUACGUCUUCUACGAGGCGAUCAUGAGCAGGGGGUACUUCCAGGCUGCGUGGGGUUCGGUGGCGCCCGAUCUAAAGCUGAGGUAUAAGGAGCUGAGGUUCCACGUGCGGUUCUUGAUCGUUGCGUUGCUGUUGAAUCGGACCGACGAGGCGGUGAAGCUCGCGGACCGGUUUAGGGCUCUGGUGGAUGAGUCAAAGGCCGCCUUUUCGGCAACUAAUUUUAGAGAAUGGAAGCAAGUGGUGCAAGAAAUUUCCAGGUUUUUGAAAGCUGAUGCAUAUUUUAAAAUCGCUAGGCCAUUGAGAUACAAUGUCAUUUUUGAUGCUCAUCCAUCUUCCUUCCCAUAUAUAUCGCGAUUUUAUACUAGUAGGGUGUUACGACUGAAAGAUGCUUUGCUUACAAGCUAUCACCGGAAUGAGAUCAAGCUUGCAGAAGUUACCCUAGACACCUUCAGAAUGAUACAAUGUCUGGAAUGGGAACCCAGUGGAUCCUUCUACCAGGUUCCCGUGAAGCAACCAAGUGAAAAUGGUGCUCUUAAUGACCAGAAUGAAGCCUCUGGAUUGAUUGAUAUAAAUCUUGCUGUUGAUAUGACAGAUCCAGAUCUGCCUCCAAACCCAUGUAAAGCAAUUAUUUACCACCCUUCGGUCUCAAAGUUGAUUGCAGCAACUGCUACAAUAUGUGACGAGUUGCCUUCAGAUGGAAUUUUGCUAAUUUAUAUUUCAUCUUCAGGAAAGACAGAUUGUAGUGUUGAUUUUCAAAAAGACGUACAUGGAAAUUCACUGAACUUCUCAAAAGCAAAGCACACAACACAGGCUUCUCAGAAAAGAGAAAACUCACUGUCUCACCCUGCUGCUGAUAAUAAUCCAAAUUUGAGUUCAAAGAUAGGACAUUAUUUGUGCCUAGGUUCGCAAGGAAAUGGAGCUUCAAACAACCUCUAUCCUGAAGAUUUGGUUCCAUUUACACGAAAGCCACUUUUCCUUGUUAUUGACAGUGACAAUAGCCGAGCAUUCAAGACUAUACAUGGUGCAGAGAGAGGAGAAGCAUCUGCAUUGCUUCUUUCGCAUGAGAAACCAUUGUUUCUAUCUGAUACUAAUGUAACAUCUGGUGGAAGCCAGUUUACAUACUUCCUAACUGCCCCAUUACAAGCCUUUUACCAGUUAAUAGGCCUUUCCUCCGAUAUAGAACCUGAUGUAUACAGCAAUGCUGAGAGCCUCCUUUCCUCCGCUUUAGUUGAAUGGGAAGUGUUACUGUGCACAUCAAAUUCCCUUGAUCAGGUUUGGGCUCAAAUUUUAACUGAUCCAUUUCUACGGCGACUGAUUUUAAGGUUUAUAUUCUGCCGAGCUGUGCUAUGUCUUUUACGUUCAACGACGGGAGACAGCACCGUGCAUCUACCUGAAUGCCUCCCCAGCCUUCCUGAUUCUGUCUCACCAAAGUCUGCUGUAACUCGGAACCAUAUUCACCAACUUGCAGAAAGAUUAGGUGUCUUGAACCAUUUUCAUUUUCUAGAUUCUAUCAGGGAAUCUGUUCAGAGCAGAUAACUAGAAGAAUACGAGAAAACCUUUCUGUAGAUAGAACUGUGGUAAGUAGCACGCAACCAUUUAUUCAUUGUUUCGUGUUGAUAAAUGAAGUCUCCAACUCUCAUGUGGACUAUGAAGUUGUUUGAGUGGAUCACCCUGAAAUCCUGGAAAUGUAUGAGGCCUCAGGCUAUUUUAGAUGCUUCUAAAGAUUGUGUUGUAAGUUGUAUAUGUGAACAAAGUAUGGGUUGACAGUGUAACAUUUCACUUGUUGCGCUAAACCAGUAAAUACUUUUGGAA